CUCCAGGGCAUUUUACGUAGAUCUUGCAGUUAGGCUUCCAUUGUUAUCACUCAAUGGUCGUCUGUAUGAAAGUUCCAAGGGUAGCAUUUUACGUAGACAUAGAAAUGGUCCAUGGAUGUGCUGGUUAAGAGCCAGUCUAAUGUAACCUGUAUGAGUCCAGUAUGUCAAGAAUUUUAGACAUAAACAAGCCGGAAGCGCGGAACUGGUUAAAACAAUGGCGGGCAGUCUUCGUCACGAGACAAGCCAUUCUGCCCACUGUCGGUACGGAGGCAACCCAGUUGCAUGGCGACAUAUUGCACAAAACAAAGGUACCAGCAUGCAUUACAUGCUCUUUCAAAGAUGUACAAAACAGACGUGCCAAUAUCAUACUGUUUUUCGGGAGAGUUGGUCAAAGAGCAUGCUUAUGGACAAGCAAGAGGCAUAGAUGCACUAACGUUGAAAAACACAAAAGCAGAAAACUGGGCUCACUCACCAUGGGAGAUCGCCAAGGUGUUCAUGCCACCAGCUGGGUACGAGAACAAAACCACAAUUGAAGAAACGGAUUUCAACGGCAUUGCUGCCUUUAUCAUUAACUGCAAGCGUUUCCGGGGGAAAAUCACAGGCAGUAUCUGUGAAAAGGCUCGAGAAGUGGUCAACCACAUUCGGCACAUGCCGGACAGUUGCUCCAGCGCCCUGACUGACCAGGCCACAACUGAGUGCAUAGAUAAACUACACGCUCUACUGAGUGAGCCAGCACUGCAGACGCGAUCAGAGGUCGUACAGGCUUGUAAACAACUGGAUGAGCUGAAGACAGCCGACAUAUCCAAAGAUGUGCAUACAUGUGAGUAUAUCUGCCAAGAGUUACAUGCUGAAUUCCAACAGAGGCUUGCAGAUAUUGAACUGAAACUACAAACACACAUAAUCGAUAUAGAAAGCGCUAAAGAAUGUAUACACACUGAGAGCAAACAAUUUCAUAAGAAUCUGAAUGCAGUAUCGGCAGCACUAGAACAUUUUUCUGACAAUGCGAUGCACGACUUGUUAAGGACUAAAGACAACAUCCUUCUGUCUAUUAAAGAAGAGAGAAGAAGGAUCAUGGAUCAUAUAACUUUUUUGGAACGAAAGGCUACAGAACACAUCGAACAAUCAGCAACAGAUGGUAAAAGAACAAUUGAGAUAUAUGUUAGGGAAGAGAAACGACAGGCUACAGAACACAUUGAACACUUUGUAACAGAUGGUAAAAGAACGCUUGAAGAUCAGACAGAGAGACUUGUGAAACGGCUUCGUAAAGAAGAAGUCGAACAUUUAGAACAAAAGAAACAUGAUUUAAAGAAAAAGUUGAUCAACCAUUACAAAACAACUUCUGUUAGAAUGAACGUCCGAUUGGACAUCGAUGCAGCUGUAGAAGACAUUUAUGAAAAGCCAAAACUGAUAUUGAAAAACAAGAACAACAAUGAUGGGAAAUUCCAAGAUGAAGAUAUAUCAGAAAUGAAUAAGAUGUUUCAGAUGAACAAUGGCAAGAUGGCUAAAACAAUAUUCGUCGAGGGCGGACCGGGCUCUGGGAAGUCCGUACUUUGCAGAAAAAUUGUAAAUGACUGGUGCAAACUUAAACAAGACAGCACUAAGGAGACACACAGACAGACGAAAUUUUAAGCC
Messenger RNA from Mya arenaria, 1632 nucleotides. RefSeq lists its product as uncharacterized. Bases 283 to 1629 code for a protein of 448 amino acids. The record is from RefSeq and is a predicted model, not a curated record. Lineage: Eukaryota; Metazoa; Mollusca; Bivalvia; Myida; Myidae. The transcript has 5 exons.